Messenger RNA from Sesamum indicum (sesame), 1465 nucleotides. Its product is annotated as aspartate aminotransferase, chloroplastic. Lineage: Eukaryota; Viridiplantae; Streptophyta; Magnoliopsida; Lamiales; Pedaliaceae. Gene Ontology annotation, biological process: amino acid metabolic process; biosynthetic process. The record is from RefSeq and is a predicted model, not a curated record. Gene Ontology annotation, molecular function: transaminase activity; pyridoxal phosphate binding.
UUCUCCCCCGUUGCUACAUAAUCUAGAGAUUGAGCAGGCAAAUAAGAAGCUCGCAACUCCAGCUCAAUCGACACUUCUACGGGCUAAUAACAGGAGAGCGAAGGGGAUGAGAAGAAGCAUGAUGAGUAGUGGCGGAUUGAGUAGCAUAGGAAUGGGUGCUGAAGAGCCGAGUGUUGAACUUUCCAAAGCAUUCGGGGCAGAUAGGUACGAAAUGAAGCUGGACCUGGGGUUGGGUGCCUAUCGUACUGAAGAUCUGCAGCCCUAUGUGCUCAAUGUCGUCAAGAAAGCAGAAAAGCUUAUGCUGGAACGUUGCGAAAACAAAGAGUAUCUACCAAUAGAAGGUUUGGCUGCAUUCAACAAGGCUACAGCAGAGUUACUAUUUGGAGCAGACAGCCCCGUUAUUCAGCAACAAAGAGUUGCGACGGUGCAGGGUAUUUCAGGAACAGGCUCUCUGCGUCUUGCUGCUGCCCUCAUACACAGACAUUUUCCUGCUUCCAAAAUUCUCAUAUCAUCUCCAACAUGGGGGAACCACCCGAAUAUCUUGAAUGAUGCGCAACUGCCGUGGUCUGAGUACCGGUAUUAUGAUCCCGUAACUGUUGGUUUGGAUUUCCAGGGCAUGAUAUCUGAUAUUAAGGCAGCGCCUGAAGGAUCUUUUGUGUUGCUGCAUGGGUGUGCGCACAACCCAACUGGGAUUGAUCCAACUCCAGAACAGUGGGAAAUCAUUGCGGAUGUGAUUCAGGAAAAGAAGCACAUUCCACUUUUUGAUGUUGUCUACCAGGGUUAUGCAAGUGGGAGGGUCGAGGCAGAUGCAUCGUCGGUCAGAUUGUUUGCUGCACGCGGUAUGGAGCUUCUGGUUGCUCAGUCUUACAGUAAAAAUAUGGGUCUCUAUGCAGAAAGGAUCGGAGCAAUUAACGUGGUUUGUUCCUCACCUGAUUCUGCACAGAGGGUGAAAAGCCAACUGAAACGGCUUGCACGGGCAAUGCACUCGAAUCCUCCGGUACACGGAGCUCGGAUCGUGACAAACGUUGUGGGGAAUUCAGAUCUUUUCAGUGAGUGGGAAGAGGAGUUGCGGUUGAUGGCUGGAAGGAUAAAGAGUGUGAGGAAGAAGCUAUAUGAUUGUCUGAGUGCAAAGGAUAUGAGUGGGAAGGACUGGUCUUUUUUUGUCAAACAUAUUGGCAUGUAUUCAUAUUCAGGCUUGAAUGAAGCUCAGAGGGAGAAUAUGAGGAACAAGUGGCAUGUUUACAUGACCAAGGAUGGAAGAAUGGCCUUAACUGGAGUAUCUCAAGCCAAGUGUGAAUACCUGGCCGAUGCGUUUAUUGAUUCCUACCACUAUGUCCGCUAGGUAGAAGAACAUGGUUAAGUAAUAAAACAUUUAGCCCUGAGAAUUUAGUCCAGGCAUAAUGUACUAGAAAUUGAUCAGUUCAAUAAUAAGGCACCCGAUUGCUGAUGCUGCAUUUACAUUCAA